AUGUCAGAAUCGUCGCGACUCUCAACGCUCUUGGUCGGCAGCAGUGUCUUUGCGACAAUCUUCAUUGGAUUCGGCGUCAAUGCCAUAUUACGUCCAGACAAUGCUCUCACCUUUUUCGAGUUUGCACCACCCCUCGCACCCGCUGACAAGACGCUCGUCAAGUAUCUGAUGACCGUGUAUGGUGUCAGAGAUAUUUUUAUGGGUUUGGCCAUGAUUGCUGCUGCUUGGGCACGGGAGGCAAAGACGUUGGGUUGGAUCUGUGUGGCAGCGAGCAUGGUCGCAUUUGCUGACGGAGCGGUCUGUUGGCAUGCCGGGAAGGGUGAAUGGGGUCAUUGGAGUUAUGCGCCAAUGCUGACCAUCAUCGGAAGCCUGUUGAUCGGCAGGUCCGCCAGACCUGGAGCUUGA
Moesziomyces antarcticus is the source of this 405-nucleotide messenger RNA. RefSeq lists its product as uncharacterized. The transcript has a single exon. The coding region runs from base 1 to 405 and encodes 134 amino acids. The record is from RefSeq and is a predicted model, not a curated record. NCBI's taxonomy places the organism in Eukaryota, Fungi, Basidiomycota, Ustilaginomycetes, Ustilaginales, Ustilaginaceae.